Molecule: messenger RNA, 1543 nt
Organism: Poecilia reticulata (guppy)
Lineage: Eukaryota; Metazoa; Chordata; Actinopteri; Cyprinodontiformes; Poeciliidae
Product: translocon-associated protein subunit alpha-like
Cellular component (GO): endoplasmic reticulum membrane; endoplasmic reticulum
Source: RefSeq, a predicted model, not a curated record
CGCGCUGCCCUCUCUUCUCCCUGGCGCUGAUGUGUUACUAACGUCAGCCUGUAAGUCUGCUAAAAUGUUUGGUUUCGGAUCAAAACUGCUGCUGCUUUUUCUGCUGGCCUUCCCCUGCGGAUUAAUAUCAGUCGGUCAAGUCUCUGCACAGUCAGACUCGGCCGAGGACGCUACUGACGAUGCAGAUGCUGCAGUAGACGAGGAGGAAGAUGAAGACGAGAUGGUGGUCGAAGAAGAUCAGAUUCAAAACAUGGACGGAGGUGAAGAUGACUCCGAUGAAGCGGCUGAAAAACUUGUAACUUCACACCCCGAUGCCGACACUACCAUCAUCUUCACGACAGGCGAAGAGUUUCCAGCCAAUGAAAUUGUGAGGUUCCUUGUGGGUUUCACCAAUAAAGGAGGUCAGACUUUCACGGUUCAGUCGCUGGAGGCUUCUUUCCGUUAUCCACAAGAUUUCCAGUUCUACAUUCAGAAUUUCACAGCGUUGCCCCUGAACACGGCCGUCCAGCCCCAGGCCCAGGCCUCCUUCGAGUACUCGUUUAUCCCGGCUCAGCCCAUGGCCGGACGGCCCUUUGGUCUUGUCAUCCUCCUCAACUACGUGGAUCCUGAGGGCAACACGUUCCAGUCAGCCAUUUACAACCAGACUGUCACCAUAACGGAGCGAGAAGACGGACUGGAUGGAGAAACGAUGUUCAUGUACGUGUUCCUGGGUGGGCUGGUGGUCCUGUUACUCUUUGGGAUGUAUCAGGUUCUGGAGAGCAGAACGAGGAAACGGCUUCCUGUGAAAAUAGAGAAGGGCACAACUGGAGCGAACGACGUAGACAUCAGCUGGAUUCCUCAGGAGACUCUCAACGCCAUGAAACCUUCGCCAAAAACAUCCCCACGGAAACGAACCAAAAGGGCAGCCGGGGUCGACCAGUAAGCCCUACUGGUCAUACUGGGCAGAAUCCACGUUCCCAUUCACUAAGGAUCGACAGUCUGAAGCCUAUAGACCGGCUCUCAUCAGAGCGCGGCCAUUUAAACACUAACAGGACAUUUAACUAAGUUUUAAAGCUGCAUUUUUGUAAAAUCAUGGUUUAAGCAGUGAAAUGUGCAGACCGCCAUAUGGAUGCUGCGACGCCUGAGCUGAAUGUGGAGGUUUAAUCAGGAUCAGAUAAAUUGACUUGAAACCAGAAGUAUUGAAUUUGUAGAUCAAGUUUCUGUCAAUCCAGCACCUCUGUGCCUUAUUUACACCCGAACUUUGCUGCCCUGCAAAGAGUGAAUGGUAAACACCAAUGUGUCCGUCUGGUUUUAACACUGUGACACGGGGACUUUUGUUUUUAGAUGUUUCUUUAAGAGAGUAAUAACAGCAGCUGCAUAUCCUAUGACAAUCUUCUGCCAGCGUUUCCUUGUUUACCUGUUUUUUUAUUUUCUCCCCUCGAAGAUGGAGGCUCCUUCAGCAUUUCAGCCUCGUCACGCAGCGUCAUUGUAGCUCUCAGGUUGUUUGCUAUCAUUUUUAUAAAACCGCCUUUUGAAAAAGCAAUAAAAGAACAAAGGAGGUGUU